UGCUGCGACAGCAAAACAGUGAUCAAACAAUUUGUUUGUGGCUAUAGGCUCAGUGUUCAUUUAUAAUAAACUUUGGAAGAAUUUAACUUCAGUCUUCUAGAAGCACCUUGGCCCCUGCUUCCAGUUCAGUCGCACCUUUAUUGUGCUGAUGACAACGCUGUCCGACAUAUUGACAUUCGGUGUGAAUACGGAACUGUUACACUAAAAACUGCGAAUGGCUGUUUACCAUCAAGAACACGAUCAAGAUCGUGAUAACACAGGAUUAUCAGACGAGGCAGAACCAUCAAGACAAACGGAGUGCAAACAUGAUUUAAGAAUUCUUCUUGUUGGAAAAACUGGCCAUGGCAAAAGUGCAACUGGGAACACCCUCCUCGGAAUCACGAGAGAAAACGGAUUCUAUGAUAAAAAGAGUCGUGUUUCUGUUACAGAGAAGUAUAAAAGGCUGGUAGAAACAAGAUUUGGAAGAAAAUUAGAAGUUGUGGACACUCCUGGAAUAUUUGAUACAUCCACUGAGCAUGCAUUUGUUUAUGAACAAAUAGUCCAAUGCAUAGGAAUAACAUUGCCAGGCUUCAAUGCUAUCUUCUUAGUACUUAAUUCAGAAGAUCGGUUUACAUCAGAAUUGGUAAAAACUGUUGACAUUUUCUUUAAAUUGUUUGGAAAAGACGUUGAUGACUACGUUUUUGUCCUUUUUACCCGUAUGGAAUCAGAAGAUGAAUUGAAAAACUUCAUAAAAGACGGUGACAAAAAGCCAGAUGAUGAUGGAGAGAAGGCAUUUCAAGAGCUUAGAAAACGAUGUAAAGACAAACUGUUGUUCAUUGAAAACAAAGCUUCCAAAGAUGAAAAGGAAGAAAUGGUUUGGAAUAUUUUAAAAGCAGUGGAUGAAGCCAAUGCCAAAGCAUCAAGACCAUACUUUCGAAACAAAAUCACCAGAGAGCUGGAAAGAAAAGCAAAAGACUUUUAUCAGAUACAUGUCUGUGGUUUGGGAUCUGACCGGUCAAAAGAGGAUCUAAGAAUUCUCCUCUUUGGACUACCUGGCCAUGGAAAAAGUGCAACUGGGAACUCACUUCUGAGGACAAGCUUGUUUAAUGAAAAUGCUUCAACACAGAUGAACACAGCAAUACAGAACCAAAGUUGGGAAAGCAACGGUCGUAAAGUACAGAUUUUGGAAUUCCAAGUGAUUGAUCCCUCCAGCCAAAGUGAUGAAGAUUUUAAGGAGCAACUUUUACAAGCAGAGAAAGAUUUGCAUCCCGGAUUUCAUGCAGUUUGUUUUGUAAUUGAUCCAAACAGAAUCACGGAUGUAAAAGACCAAUUCCAACGAUUCAUGGAAUACUUUGGAGAUGAUGCUAAUGAUUACGCUUUUGUAAUCAUGACUUUUACUAAAGAUGAAGAUGAACUUGAAAAACACUUCCAUGCCAAUGUUGGGGGAAAACAUUCGGAAGUUGAACCUGUAUUCAGGUUUUGUAAAGAUAAGGAGCUUUACAUAGACAAUAAGGGUUCACAAACAGAAAAGGAAGAAAUUAUAAAGGAUAUAUUCACUUCCAUUGACAGUGCAAAUGCAAGAAAGCUUUCUCCCUGCUUCAGUUCACGUUUUAAACAAGUAAAAACUGAAGAAGCUGCUAAAGCUGCUGAAGCUGCUAUUAAAGCUGCUGAAGCUGCAAGAGAUGCUGAAAUAAAGCACAAAGAAGAACUUCUAAAAGCUGAACGCGAGGCUUUAAAGGCAUUAAAAAAACAAAUCACUGAACAAAACAUUAAAGCUGCUGAAGCUGCUCACAAAAGGGAACUUCAAAGGAAGCGUGAACUUUAUAAAACAAAACAGAAAAUGGCUAAGCUUACUUUAAAGGCUGAACAGGAUGAGGAAGAUCGACAGGAGCGUAAAGCUUAUGAAGCAGAACAAAGAAGGGCAAGGCAGGAAGAGGAUGAGCGAAGGGAGAAAAAAUAUUAUAGAGAAGAACAAAGAAGAGAAGAGUUGGAAAUGGAAUUGUAUAAAAUGAAGCUUGAAAAUCAAAAAUCAUCAUGUAUAAUUCAGUAAAUUCAGUGAAAAGUUGUAUCAUAUUAUGAAGGCAAUAGUGUCAUUUAAUUUAUAAUUUAUAUGGUAGAUAUGUUACAAUUAGUGUUAAUCUUAUUCAAAAUACUUGAUUUUAUGUGAUGACAAAACAACAUAUUAAGUGUUCUUCACUCGAAAAUAUUAUAGGUUUAAACUAAAAUAUUAAGCAUAAAGACAAUAAGGCAAAAAUAAGACAAACAAGAAAUAUCUUUAAAAAAGAUAUACGGCGUUGAUUGUGGUUGGCGUUUGAGAAAGGUAAAGAGUUCAAUGAAUGAGAUCAUGGAAAGCGAAUGUCUUUUUCUGUGCAGUUCUUAGCUGCAUCACAUGAAGUUAGGGAUGUUACGCAGAGUUUUCGCGGCUUAUUUUACAUUAUUACAUAUUGCUGGUCAUAAACCUAUAUAUACAAAACAGACAAGGGACAAAUUUGUCACAAAACCAGGUUUUCAGUUGAAAAAAAGUCUGAUAAAGGGAGACAAUUCAAACUGAACUGAUUGUUUAAAAUUUACCCCAUUUGUUUAAAAAUAAAUCUAUUUUUAGUCCUGGCGACCUUGACCUUGGAGAUAUACACGUAAUUCUUUUGUGCGACACACCGUCCAAUGAUGGUGAACAAAUGUGCCAAAUGAUUUUAAAAUCUCAAAAUGAAUGAUAUAGUUAUGGCCCAGACAAGCUAAUUUAUGGCAAUUUUUGACCUUUGAACUCAUAUUGUGACCUUAACCUUGGAGAUAUCGUUGUAAUUCUUUCGCGCAACACCGUCUCAUGAAGUUGAACUAAUGUGCCAAAUGAUUUUAAAAUCUCACAAUGUACGACAAAGUUAUGGCCCGGACAAGCUUGUUCCGCCUGCCCAUCCGUCUGCCGACAUGCGCCAAUCUAAUAACCAGUUUUUUCCUUCGGAAAACCUGGUAAAAAACACCAAUAUGAAAUACUAAUGGACUAUUGCAUGUCUGUGGUGCUCCAGUGGUUUGUAUAGCACAAAGUGAUUGUUUGAUGCAUUUCACAAUACAAAACAACAUUUUGAUGCAUCCAUUCAACAAAUUAAGUAUAAAUUCAAAUUUUCCAAAUUCAUGACACUAUAUUUUCAUAUAUACUUUUAACUCUCUGUACAGCUUGCUGUAUAAACCAUACAAACUUUGCUUUCCUUUGUGGUAACCAAUAGCAAGUGUGCCUUCUCAAAUUGUUGCCAAGAAGGUUGUAUUAUCCUCUGGGUUGUGUAUGUUAUGUCAUUUAAGAAGAUAUUGAUGUAUGUAUCGUGUGGAUAUGAAGAUUUAAUGCAUGACAUUUUUCUCUUCUUGCUUUUUACCAUUGAACAAGAUUCUUGUUUUGUACAUUGUUGUGUAGAUAUUUCAGUAUUAGCUCUAUUGCUGGCGUGACUUGUAUCCUUAGCACAUUAAUGAUGUGAACAUUGAAAACUUAUUUGCACUUACAUUCCAAAAUGUAAAUAUAAUACAUGUAAAACUUGUUUCUUGUGUAUGUUUGUUGGAUAUAAACUGAGACAUGAGAUUGCCAAGCAAUAUUGUCCCCUACCGGUGAAACUCCACCAUUGUCAGUAUUUUUUUUUCUUUACAUUUGUUACUAUAGCAACCACAAUUUUUGAUGUAGGAACAAAAUGAAUUGACAUGCAUAAUCUCUAUAUUGCCAUCUGUCCAUGUUUCAAGUUUCAUGAAAAAAUAUGAAGAACUUUUUAAGUUAUUGCAGGAUCCAGAAAAGUGUGACGGACUGACAGACUGACAUACAGAGCGCAAACCAUAAGUCCCCUCCGGUAGGGUACAAAAAGCUUGUCUACAUGCGUAUUAUUGAUAUGAACAUAAGGUACCUUUCUCCUGUAGAUGCUUCUGAUUAAAAAAUUGCUUUUCCCCUAUAUAAGUUACUGAUUAGAAUAAUGCAAGGGCAGCUUUCUCCUGUCUGUGAUACUGAUUUCAGCAUUCGUACAUUUUCCCCUGUAUAUGUUACAGAUGAGAAAUGUAGAAAGCUUUUCUCCUGAGAAUGUUACUUAUAAUGUGAAUUAUAAGUGAAUACUUAAUCCCUUCUUAUGUUGAUAUUAAUGACAUCCUAUCUUUAUUUCCAAGUUGCUUAUUGGAAUUGUCAUUGCAAUUAAAUCCUAAUUUAAUUUCCAUAUAACAUUAGAGCUGUCAAUAAUCAUGUUCAUGCGAAUGUAUGAUAACCAGGGAUCAUAUUUUUUUCGGUUUUGUCGGUCCUAGACCGAUUGGGGUCAUGAAAGACCGAUUGAAAAUCCCAAACAGUCGGUCCUAUUCUGUUUGCUAAAAUUCCCAUGUCAUGAAAUUGAUUACACAGUGAGCAUGCUAACACCCCCUAUUUACAUUCUUAUCUCGAUUAGGUGUGAUAUACCAUUCGCUGCAGUCUCUAAACCGGUCAGGACCAGUUUAUUGCAUGUCAGCCUACUAGUAUGACCCCAAGCAGCGAAGAUUCGCGCGGUUGUGUAUUAGUCAUGCGUGAAUAACCCGUGUCAAUAUCAAUCCAUAAUUUCAAUGGCUUAUACCCAGCACACUAAUUAAUCGGUCCGUAAUGUCAACUCGUCCACGAUAAAAUCGUUGACAGUUACUUCGGAGAUGGAAAUCUUGAUGUUAUCCUCGUGGAAAUUGUGCAUUUCUUGCAUGAAACAGUAAACUUUCAUAUAAACAAAGAAGAAAAUCAGAUAUUCUGCAAUAAUUGUGGGCGGACCUUAUACACUGAAAGCACGCGCUGUAACUAAACAAAUCAUGCCGAUACAUUUUCCACCAGCGUAAUAAUCCGGCAAUAAAUGAAUGAAAGUCGCGGAUCUGAUCGACAGAACAGCCGAAAGUUAUUUUAUGGGCGGAACUUCACACAAGUACACAAGAAAAAUAAUAUACAUUGUAUAAAGCUUUAGUAAAAAUCGUGUUAGAAUCGAAAUAAUUUGUGUACUUUAUUGUUUGUUGUUGAAUAACCACGACCGGAAGUUUAGAUGCGUGGUAUCAACUCACACAGAUUAAUAAUAUUGACAACAAUGAAAAAAAGUCAGAUAAAACAGCACACGAAAAACAGAGCGUAUAUUGACUCAUCUAGAGUCCGUGCACGAAGCAACAAUGAAAUAGCAAAUGAUAAAACCAAUUGAGAAAACUCGUAUUUACCGUUUAAAAAAAUGCCUAAGGGAAUUAAACUUUAACUUUUAUAUACCACCUUCAUGAAUGGCAAAAUCAAUUGUAUAUAUUUUUACGUAAUUUGUCAUGAUUUCGGAUAUAAAUUUUCGGACACAUUUUCCCCAGUUAAAUCCAGACCGAUUGAUGUUGCCGGAAAAUAUGAUCCCUGAUGAUAACAUAACUUUAUUUCCAUGUUAUGUUAGAACUGUAAAUGAUUUAUGUGUAUGUAUGAAAUCCAACAUACUAGAACUGUCAAUGCAUAUGUUUAUGUGUUUGUAAUAUCAUGCCAACAUUGACCUUAUGCUGACCUGUAUGCUUUAAAAUAUUUAAGAAAUGUCAUAAUGAAUACAUAAGCUUUUGUCAUAGAGUUUGAUUUGGCGAAUAAAAAGAUAUCCCUCUUAUUUACUAUUAUGAUAUGAUUCAUCAGCUGAAACAUGUGCACAAUUACAUGUUUAUAUAUACCGUAGGUUUCCACGUAUAGCGCGCCCCCGUGUAUUAAGCGCGCAGGCUGUUUUUUAAAUGCAAACAUGGAGAAAGAAAUAUUUAAAGACAAAACAACCACCAAAUCGGACCGAAAAUGGCCGCCAUUUUACUAUUGCACAAUCCAAUAAUCCGGGGCAUUGGAAAGCUUAAUUAAGCAUUCAAAAUAGGAAGCGUCAUUAUGAUUAGGAGCAUGGGUUGCAUAGCACUUUACUUUUCUGACAAUUUUGUGAUUUUCUAGCAAAAGAUUAAUAGUCCAUGUGCAUUUCGUGAAAAAAGUGAGAAAAUAAGAAUUAGUGAACAUCGUGUGAUAUUUACUCGGGGAAAGCAUGGGCAUUACCGGUAAAUUUGAAUGUUGCAUGGGAGACGGGAAUACAGUUGUUGAGGUACACCACUGUUGAACGUUCAAUAUUUAUACACACAAAAUGCAAUUGCAUAUCUUCACGUUUUCAAGUGUCAAUUAGUGUCUCAAAUGUCAAUUAGCGUCUUAACAAGUCGUGGCACAUAUUACUCAAUAACAUCUGCCAAUUACAAAGUGCAAAAUGACCCCCUUUCACACCUACCGUUACUUGCAAAAAAGACCUCGUUCGCACCUACCCUUGCCUGCUCUCCGGAAUGUCGACAACAAUCCCCAUCGGAAUUCAUCAAUAAAAUAGUGUAAAAACACAAACAAAGAAAUGUCCGCAAGUUUAUUCAAACAAAUAUAUUUUUGACCAAAACUUCUUCUACCGCAUUCAUAUCUACCAGUAGCAACUUCUUUUUGUUUCGACAAUGGCCCCUCAGUCUGUACGAUUAUAGGGCGGUAGUUUUCUGGAAAAAACAUUGCGGCCAUUUUGAUAAUUUACGAUUACACAACAUUUUUUUACCAAUUUAGCAGCCAGGAUAGCGCUGUAUCAAUGUAUAGCACGCACCAGCUUUUUAAUUUGAAUUUUGGAGGUAAAACACUGCGCACUAUACGUGGAAACCUACGGUAUGACAAAAUCUGGGCAUGGUAUGUUUGGUUAUAGUGUACAAAGUUUCACAUAGAAACAGUAAAAAACCUAUGUACAGUUAAUCAUUUGUAUAUAUAUUAUACUAAUGGUGUUUGUUUGUGUUGUACUGAGUUGAACAUUUGAUUAUUUUCAAGCUUUUGUAAAAUUGUUGUAUGCAACUAUUAUUAUUUUGCUAUAAUUGUUAAAACAAUUUUUGAUAAAAUCAAAUAGCUUUAAAAACAUACAUGCAAAAGAUGAGAGCCAUUGAAAGAAUGUUUGUUGGAAAACAAAAAAAUAUAUAUAUAUAUAUGCAUAGUGUGAAUUUAUAGCUGUGUUUUCUCUUUAUGUAAUGAAUGGUAACACUGAAACAGGACACAAAUGUGUAUGAUAGGAAUGAGAGCAGGAAAAAAAGAAUUAAAAUAUAUAAAAUAAAUAAAAUACAAAAAAAAUGCAUGAAUAUGAUUUUUAAAAGCUUCAAAAUGAAUAGUUAUCUAUAUAAAAAAAAUGUAUUGUUCAUAGAGUAUCUUCAUAAUUAUCUUUCUUUAUUAUUGUAUACAUGAUCAUGCUAUACAAAAAAUAAAGGAAGAUAUAAGUACACAUUUCAUCUGGUCCUCUAUUACAAUCUCAUUCUAUCCAAUUUUUACACUGCUUUGAGAUUUUGCAGUUUGGUUCUGAUGACUUAAGAACUUGGCACAGACAUUUUAGUGUUUGUAAUAUUAUUACAAACAUACUGGUAACAAGAGCUUUCACCAUAGGAUGACAUAUAUGCCCCCUAUAAACGCUUUGAUAGAAGUUAUAGCAUUUUUUGAAACCUAAACGCAGAUUUCGAAACCUAAACGCGGACCCUAAGUUCAAGGUCAAGGUCACAGGGGUCAAACUUUUUGUGCGUAUGGAAAGGCCUUGUCCAUAUACACAUGCAAACCAAAUAUGAAGGCUUUAUCUCAAGGGACACAGAAGUUAAUGAGCAUUUUUCGAAACCUAAACGCAGAUUUCGAAACCUAAACGCGGACCCUAACUUCAAGGUCAAGGUCACAUGGGUGAAAAAUUGUGUGCGUAUGGAAAGGCCUUGUUCAUAUACACAUACAUACCAAAUAUGAAGGUUAUAUCUCAAGGGACAUAGAAGUUAUGAGCAUUUUUCGAAACCUAAUCGCAAAGUGUGAAGGAAAGACGGACAGACGGACGGACAGAUGGACGGACAGUCCGAUCACAUUAUGAGAUUGUAUAUAUAUACUUAAGCUUUCAAACAUUAACCCGACAUUGUUUAUGUUGCAUCCAUCAAGGACCAAAUUAUCCACUUAUUUAUCGAAGCUGCAUUUGUCUUAAUGAUAUUUAGUGGUUUAAAUUGCAUGGUUCAUAUUAGGUCAAAAACAUUCCAGCAGAAUAUGGUUUUAGUUGUAAGAGUUGCACUUCAUAGUAUGUUUCAACAACGAAAUUCAACCAUUGCAGUUUUUCUAUCAUUGAAAUCCAUUUCAUUAUAAAAAAGGGGUAGAGAACACACAGGCCAACUUGGUCCUUGUCCUUAUAUUAAUAGACACAAAGAUUCGUUAUAUAGAUAUUUCUAUUUCUAUUUUGUCAUAGGGACCUCUGUAUGUUUUUCUGUUGUUUGUGGUGCAAGGUGUUUUAUUAUUUAUUAUUAUGAUUUACUAAUUAUUAUAUUAAAGGGGCAUAAUCAUGAUUUUUUACAUAAAUUAUCUGCGUAAAAUAGUAGCAAUUUUACCUUUAAAACAAGUAUUUGUAUUCCAUUGAAAUCCAUGUAAUUUAUUUACGAAACAAGUUAAGUGUCUUUUUAUUACAAAAUCAAACUAUUCAGAUUGUUUCAAACAUAUAAUAUUUUAUUUUAAUGUCAAAGUCAAUGUAUAUAUGUGCAUAUAACAGCUUAAUUUGCUUUUAAUGAACUAUUUUUUCUACACCCAGUACAUUUUUUAUGCAAUUUACCAUUAGUAUGCCCCUUCAAUGAUUCCAUGGGCCAUGUGAUUAUUUUAUUGGUCUGCAUAGCUUUGUCUGUAAAACUGACUUUAUCUAUACAAUAUUUAUUGGAAAUAGUAAUGGCGUUGAAAAAUGGUUUCAGAUAAAGACAUGAAACAACCAAAUGUUGGCCUUCAAAAUUAUGUAAAGAAAGCAAGAUAAAACAAUAUGCGUUUGUGAAACACAAUGUCCCCCUAUAUGACGUUUGACCUUGAAGGAUGACCUUGACCUUUGAAGGAUGACCUUGACCUUUCACCACUCAAAAUGUGCAGCUCUAUGAGAUACACAUGCAUGCCAAAUAUUAAGUUGCUAUCUUCAAUAUUGCAAAAGUAUUCAUAAAAUAAGCCAUUUGGGCCACAUAUAUUUGACCUCUGACCUUGAAGGAUGACCUUGUUCUUUCACCACUCAAAUUGUGCAGCUCCAUGAGAUACACAUGCAUGCCAAAUAUCAAGUUGCUAUCUUCAAUAUUUCAAAAGUAUUCAUAAAAUAAGCGAUUUGGGCCACAUAUAUUUGACCUCUAACCUUGAAGGAUGACCUUGACCUUUCACCACUCAAAAUGUGCAGCUCCAUGAGAUACACAUGCAUGCCAAAUAUCAAAUUGCUAUCUUCAAUAUUGCAAAAGUAUUCAUAAAAUAAGCGAUUUUGGCCACAUAUAUUUGACCUCUGACCUUGAAGGAUGACCUUGACCUUGACCUUUCACCACUCAAAAUGUGCAGCUCCAUGAGAUACACAUGCAUUCCAAAUAUCAAGUUGCUAUAUUCAAUAUAGCAAAAGUUAUUGCAAAAUGUUAAAGUUGGCGCAAACCAACCAACCAACAGACCAAACAACAGACCAACAGACAGGGCAAAAACAAUAUGUCCCCCACUACUAUAGUGGGGGACAUAAAAAACAUGCCUUGAAGAAAACCAGCAUCAAUUUGACAAUUUUAUUGCUAGCCCAUGGGAUCUUUGUUUUUGGUUUUGUAUGUAUCUGUUUGAGAGGCCUUUUUUAUAAUACUAUUUGUGUUCUAUGUAUAAAUAACACAAUGUUCAAGAAUUCAACUUAAGCUGGAUUGACAUUUCACAAAAAUGCAUAAAGAUCUCAGUUAACAAAGGCUACAGGAUACUGAAUAUUUUAAAAAGGAUUACUUUAAUAUUCAUAAGUAUUAAAAUACUUAUAAAGGGUUUGGAAUGGGUAUACUCAUGUAUAUUAUAUGUUUUAUUGUUUCAAUUUUACCAAUAUAUAACAAAUGUUCAUAUUGACAUGUGGCAAACAUUAGGAACCAAAAAAGAACAGCACCUCAAUGCUCUUUCCGUCUUGGUUUUAGCACUGAUCAAAAACAAUGAGAAUCUAAACAGGGCUCAUAUUAUUCCACCAAUUCUUAGGAUUAAGAAUAAAUAAUAGAUUCAAAUUCAAUAACAAAAACUUUCCAGUUUGUAUAUAUACAAAGCAACAAUGCUAGUGUGUCAUUCAACAUAUUUUCCUUAUUUCUUAAUUAAUAAUGUAGAGGUGGUAAAAGUUAAUAAUUAUAGACUCAAUACCAAAACUCUAACAACAUAAUUUAAAUAAAAUCAACAUAAAAUGCUUCAUCUUAAAUCUAAGAGUAAGCUGGUCAUAUGGUCCAAGAAAAUAAUUGUAGUCAAUCCAUGUAGUACCUUUGUAUUUUUGAAAACAAAAUUAUAUAUUGUUAUCACGUAAAAACAAUUUUUCAAUAUUACUACAUUUGUUCCAGAAGACCUAUACAAUCGCAAUAAGUAUUUUUUUUUACAGAAAGUGUGACUAUUCCCACACACAGUUUUGUUGAUACUUCACGUUGUUUUAGCAUUGAAAUGUCUGUAUGUGUACACAAUUGCAUUCUGUGCCUUCCAGAAGUUUUUAAUUUCAUUGUUUUAGAAUAUUCCUUGUCAUUCAUUUUUGUGGUAAACAGCAUAGAUAAAUUGCCUUUCAUACUAUUUUUUUAUGUUCAUGGAUAUAUAAUGAAGUUUAUUUGUUUGUCAAGCUUACUGAUAAAAAAAAUUUUGAUCAAUGUUUUCCUAAAAUACAUUAAUUUUGACACUGAGGCCACAACAAAUUGACAGAUUUUCAUGAUUUUUCAAGUUUUAUUUACAACAUUUCCUGAAGACAAAUUGCACAUGUGGACAAAUUUUAGUACAUGCAAUAUGAUAUGAUACCAACAUAACUAGUCCUAUAUAUACAUAAUUAAUGAUAAUAUGUUCAUCCUAUUUGGCGCACCUAAAAUUUGUAAAAUGAAUUCAACAUUUGUAUGCGUCCGGUAGGGUGGCAUAUAGCACUCGCACAUCAGUCUGUUAGUCUGUCAUUCCGUCCAUUCAGCAUCUGUUUCCAGAGUUUGUUUCCUUAACACUUGCAGAUAUUGACUGGAUUUUUGGUUUGUGAGUCAACCUGGAUGACUUACAGAUCAUGUUUGAGUUUCGUUUAGGAUUUUUGGGCAUGGAGUUUCACAAAUACAGUUCUUGAUUUUUAUUGCUCACUAUAUUAGCCCAUUUGGCCAUGCAUCCAAAGAGGAGUAGUUGUUUUUUCUGUUCAUUUUGGUUUAGUUUACAUAUUUUACAACAUUAAACUGUUAUUUUUGGUUUAACAGUUAAUAGAACAAAUUGCAGUAAUCAAUGAAUGCGUGUGGCACAAAUAUUGAACAAAUAUGUACAUAACAUGUUUUAUUAGUCAGCGCCUUGAGUUUGCCUCUGAUUUAGUCAGUCGAGCAACUGAUAAAUAUGUUGUGGCCUGAAUAAUAUGCAAAAACUAGGAUAUGUUGUUUUAAGUUGAUUAACUUUCUCUUGAACACAUUUUUAUAAGAUGAGUAAUUAUUGCAUAAAAUUAAAUAAAAUAACUAAACAAUAAUUCAGAUUUUAUUAAAUUUUAAAGAACAAGACAAUUUAUAAGACAAUUAAUAAUAAUUGUUUUAUAUUCAUUUUUUAAUACCACAUGAAAUGUAUAAUAAAUUUAUUAUUCAGAUUCAAAUAGAAACUUAAACUAUAACUUACAAAUGACAAUCUAUCUCACAAACUCUGGAAAGCACAUACUUUAUAGCAUAAUAAUUUUUU
Messenger RNA from Dreissena polymorpha, 11611 nucleotides. RefSeq lists its product as uncharacterized. The transcript has 8 exons. Lineage: Eukaryota; Metazoa; Mollusca; Bivalvia; Myida; Dreissenidae. Gene Ontology annotation, molecular function: GTP binding. The coding region runs from base 215 to 2029 and encodes 604 amino acids. The record is from RefSeq and is a predicted model, not a curated record.